Aureococcus anophagefferens is the source of this 1694-nucleotide messenger RNA. RefSeq lists its product as hypothetical. Gene Ontology annotation, molecular function: ribosome binding; GTP binding. The transcript has a single exon. The record is from RefSeq and is a predicted model, not a curated record. The coding region runs from base 20 to 1642 and encodes 540 amino acids. Lineage: Eukaryota; Pelagophyceae; Pelagomonadales; Pelagomonadaceae. Gene Ontology annotation, biological process: ribosomal large subunit assembly.
AAGAAUUUAGAAGGAGGCGAUGGGGUGGUUGAGGCCGCUGCUCCUGGCAGUUUUGGCCUACGGCGCCGGGGCCUGGCGCCCCGGCGGGCGGGCACCGGCGCUCCGGCGGCCGUCGCGCCUCGGCGCGACCAUCGACGACACGGAGGCGCCCGAGGCGGCCUUCGGCGCGUCGUCGUCGAGCGGCGCCCCCAAGCGCCUGAAGCGCGUGCCGCGCGGCGCGCGCCCGACCGUGGCGAUCAUCGGGCGGCCGAACGUGGGCAAGUCGAGCCUCGUGAACCGGCUCUGCGACGCCGGGAAGAAGGGGACCAUCGCCGUGAACGAGGCCGGCGUGACGCGCGACCGCGUCUACCAGAAGGCCGAGUGGUGCGGCCGGACGUUCGACGUCGUCGACACGGGGGGCCUGCUCUUCGAGGACGAGGAGGGCGCCCUCUUCCUCGACGAGAUCCGGGAGCAGGCGACGCUCGCGCUGCGCGAGGCCUGCGCGUGCGUCGUCGUCGUGGACGGCCGCGCGGGUUCCACGCGGCUCGACGACGACAUCGCGCGGUUCCUGCGCCGGUGGCCCGACCAAACACUCGAGGUCGUGCUCGCCGUGAACAAGUGCGAGAGCGCGGAGCGCGAGGCCGAGCUCGUCGCCGACUUCUGGCCGCUGGGUUUAGGCGAGCCGCGCGCAUGCUCGGCGAUCCACGGCAACGGCGUCGCCGAGGUGCUCGACGCGCUGCUCCCGGCGCUCGACGCGUCCAUCGAGGCCAAGGCGGCGCAGAUCAAGACCAUGGACGCCAUCGACGCCAAGCCCCACGUCAACGUCUGCUUCCUCGGGCGGCCGAACGUCGGCAAGUCGAGCCUCCUGAACCGGUUCUUGGGGCCGGGAGAAACGCGCGCGAUCGUCAGCGACGUCGCGGGCACGACGCGCGACGCCGUCGACGCGGAGCUCGACGUCGACGGCACGAUCUUCCGCUUCGUGGACACGGCGGGCGUGCGGCGCAAGGCGCGCGUGACGAAGCAGGGCACGGAGCCGGAGAUGGUCGCGCGCGCGCUGCGGACCGCGCGGCUCGCGGACGUCGUCCUGCUCGUCGUCGACGCGACGCAGGAGUUGAGCGACCAGGACGCGGCUUUGGCGCAGCGCGUCGCAGACGACGGGCGGGCGUGCGUGGUCCUCGCGAACAAGUGGGACGCGUACGAGGACAAGGACGAGGCGUCGACGCGCGCCGUCGAGAAGAAGAUCAAGGAGACGCUCACGGCCGUGUCCUGGGCCGAGGUCGUCUUCCUCUCGGCGAAGACGGGCCAGCGCUGCCUCAAGGUCUACGCCGCGCUCCAGCGCGCCGUCGACGCGCACCGCCGCCGGGUCGCGACCGCGACGUUGAACGAGGUGAUCCGCGACGCGAUGCUCUGGCAGCCGCCGCCGGCGUCCGCGGGCGGCAAGGCCGGCGCCAAGAUCUACUUCGUCUCCCAGACCGCCGUCGCGCCGCCGACCAUCGUCGCCAUGUGCAACAGCCCCACCGCGUUCACGGACAACUACAAGCGCUACCUCGAGCGCAAGCUCCGCGAGAGCCUCAACUUCGCGGGCACGCCCGUGUCCUUCAUCUUCCGCGGCCGCCGCCUCCGCGACUCGAACCGCGACGCCGCAAAGCGGUCGAAGCCCUAGGCGGCCGGGGCGCCGCUAACUCGUCUUUCGCGCCGAGGUCGGUGCCGGGCCU